AUGCGCAAGUCUAGUCGACCCGAAUCACGACGCCCGAGCCUAUUUUCUGUCCGGACACCUGAAGUCGGGGACGGAGCACCGGUGGAGAAUGCGAGGCCGAUACCUUCGAGGGUUGCGCAAAUAAUAACAUUCCAUUCUUCUAAUGAGGAAAAACAAGAAGAAGAUGAGCCAAAGUAUGACAUAGAGAUCUCAGUUCACGCUAUGGCGGGGACCCAAGGACCGAAAAUAAUAAUAUUACCGGCAUGGAUAAGUGACCACCAAAUGUCGCACCUCCACGUGCCACUGUCGGACCACCACGCGCCGUCGCAGGUGACCCGUGCACAGCCUGCAGACGCUGCGUGGAGCCACAGGCGACCGCACACAACCCGCAAACGCCGCGUACAGCCCGCAGACACUGUGCAAAGUCUGCAGGCAAGCACGCACAACUCGCAGGGACCGCACAGUCCGCAGGUGCCGCGUGCAGCCCACAGACGACCGCGCAUAACUGCAGAUUACUUGCGUAACCCACGUGUAGACGCAGCAUGA
Molecule: messenger RNA, 525 nt
Organism: Striga asiatica
Lineage: Eukaryota; Viridiplantae; Streptophyta; Magnoliopsida; Lamiales; Orobanchaceae
Source: the annotation of a GenBank genome assembly